CGGAAACGUACGUGCAAUGCAUAUCCAUUAUCCACUCUCUCUCUCUCUCCCUCUUCCUCCUGCCUCCUCGCGUAUAUAAAGGGAAGCACGCACCGACGCGAACGGGGGCCGUGCGUUCCAAGCUACCAGCCUACCGCCGUUGCUUCUUGCUCGAUCCGCGACGCACGGUUGAUGGUCAUGGUGGGAGAGGCUUGCGAGGCGGUGGUGUCCCAUGGGCUGCUGCGCCAAGGCGGGGGAGGUUCAGGAGGAGACGGAUGCGACGGCGGGGUAUCUGAGACGGCCGGGUCGUCGUCCUCGCUGUUCUCGUCGACGUCUAGCCAGCUGACCGACGAGGAGGACGGCGACGGCGCGACGUCCUCCUCCCCGCCGGGCCGUGGCGUCUCGUCGUCGUCCUUGCCCUCCUUGACGUCGUCCGGGUUGGAAACCAUGCAGAUGGACGGCGCCGCCGGCGGACCGCUCUACGAGCUGUCGACGAUGCUGGACCACCUCCCCGCCCUCAGGACCGGGCUGUCCAAAUACUACCAGGGGAGGUCCCAGUCUUUCACAUCGCUUGUCGACGUCAGCUGCGUGGAAGACCUCGCGAAGAAGAUCGCCCCUUACACCAGGAGGAUGAAGGCGUCCAGAGGCUACACUGCAGCGCUGGGUGUGAAGGACCGAUUAUCGAGGACGAUAGCCAAGAAGGCACCAAGGGCUUCGCCGGGCCGGUUGCUGUCGAGAGCAAGGAGCACAGGUCUCCUGCGCAGCAACGGCAAACCACCUGCAAACCAGGGCAAGAGAGAGGUGUACAGAUGCUAGGUCAAGGCACAAUGUAGGGUCCUGCAAAAUGAAACGAGAUGAGAUGAGAUUUACCGCAGAUGAGCUCUGACGCGCUGGAGCUAGCAUGUUCUUCAUUUUGCCAGCCCCCUUGUCUUACUUUGUCCAUAGAGAUUCUUGCAAUGGAAUUUUUCCGAGGGAGGUUUUGUUCAGUUUUCCUUCUGCAACUAAUCCUGUUUCUGUAUGCUUG
Messenger RNA from Phragmites australis (common reed), 1003 nucleotides. RefSeq names its product protein OXIDATIVE STRESS 3-like. The transcript is spliced from 2 exons. The coding region runs from base 172 to 795 and encodes 207 amino acids. NCBI's taxonomy places the organism in Eukaryota, Viridiplantae, Streptophyta, Magnoliopsida, Poales, Poaceae. The record is from RefSeq and is a predicted model, not a curated record.